CUAAAUAGCUCAAAAAAAUGUGAGAAAAUAAAGAUUAAAAUUAAUGGAUGUUUUUUUAUUUUUAUUAUAGUAAACUUACUAAAAAACAAGUGAAAGAGCCUCAAAGAUGCAUUCAUUCGUCAUCGGCGCACAGAGAGGGAACAGAGGAGCGGAGCUUCGCCAAGUGCACGGUCCAGCUAUGUCCAUGCGGAGAAAAUGGCCUUUCUAAUACCAUGCACUGAAAUGCGUAGUAGCUGGUCGCAAAGUCAACAGCAGGAGGAGGAAGAGGAGGAGGUCACCAGAGACAGUGAGGCCUGUGCGUCUACGGGGCCACUAAGUCCUCCUCCACCCGAUCCCACCCCUCCAUUCCAAACCCCCACACAGCCUGCCCUACCUGUCGUGGAAACCGAAAACAUUCGGACUCACCGUCCAAAAAGGAGAAGACCAGAUCGCCAAGAGGACCGGCUAAUUGCAUGCCUGGAUGCACUUGCCCAUCCAGCACCCAAACUCUCUUGUGAUGGCCUUUUCUUACUUAGUUUGGAGGAAAAAAUGCAGCAAGUGCCCAGAAGUCGCAUAACUGAAGCGAGGGAUACCUUAACAAGGGCCCUAGACAGCUUCAUUCCACAUUAUGACAUCACACAGCCCAAAAAUGCACCACAACAUCCACCACAACAUCCACCACAACAUCCACCACAACAUCCACCAACCACUCACACAUACACAUCACAAACAUACCCACAAACUAACAUACCACACCCUCACGACACAUGUCACACACAACCACAAUCAUCAUACAGCUAUCCCUCCACCAGCAUGGGCAACAACACCUCCACCACCACUCAAAUGCAACCUGCCCAUCAAUCAGGUGGAAUGAGAGAGGCCAUGCGGGAUCCAGAGCCACAUUUUGCCUUCCCACAGUACCAAAACCUUUGAGAAAUAACAUACAUAAUUUGGUGCAUCAGGGGUGUUCGACCUUCAUUGUUAAUAUAGGAAAAUUACCUAAUAAUUUUAAGUUAAAAAGUACGAUAGUUAUGUUGAUUUUGUUAAACACACUUUGCGCAUGUUUUGAGGAACUGUAAGAUGUUAUUACUUUUCCCAAAAAUAAAAACAUUCGCAAAGUUUUUGGGACUUUUAUUUCGAAGUGAGUGGUUCCGUAUGGAAAAAUGUGGGUAAACUAUGUAUGUAUGGUAUCUAUAUGCCAAAUUUAAAAAGCAUACACAUCCAAUACCCCCCCCCCGCAAAAACACUCAAACGUCACAACCACCAGUAGAAAAUAACAAAGGCCACACUAAUAUCCAGUCACCACACAAUGCAAAUGCUUUAUAAGGCCACAAUUAGAGUCUACUUACCGCAAAG
This is a messenger RNA of Bufo bufo (common toad), 1335 nucleotides long. RefSeq lists its product as uncharacterized. The coding region runs from base 196 to 912 and encodes 238 amino acids. The record is from RefSeq and is a predicted model, not a curated record. The transcript has 2 exons. Lineage: Eukaryota; Metazoa; Chordata; Amphibia; Anura; Bufonidae.